Adelges cooleyi (spruce gall adelgid) is the source of this 4627-nucleotide messenger RNA. RefSeq names its product piezo-type mechanosensitive ion channel component-like. Gene Ontology annotation, biological process: cellular response to mechanical stimulus; detection of mechanical stimulus; regulation of membrane potential. Gene Ontology annotation, molecular function: mechanosensitive monoatomic ion channel activity; monoatomic cation channel activity. The transcript is spliced from 21 exons. Lineage: Eukaryota; Metazoa; Arthropoda; Insecta; Hemiptera; Adelgidae. Bases 689 to 4513 code for a protein of 1274 amino acids. Gene Ontology annotation, cellular component: membrane. The record is from RefSeq and is a predicted model, not a curated record.
GUAAUGUUUUUGCUAAUGGCUUGGCUGUUGUCAGACAGCAAGUGGGUGACAGUGAUUAUACAUUUCUUGAUCGCUACGAUUUUGAUGCUCCGAAUGGCCUAUCAGUUUGAGUUUAUCAAAGCUGACCUAUACGAUAUAGCCACUCGCGUAAUAAUACCGGAUUGAUUGACUCAACUCAAUACGCGCUUUUAAUAGUAAUACUAAUAAUAACUGUUGUAUUAUAUUUAUUAGAGCAACUUGUUUGACUACACCCACCCCGAAAGAGCAAAACUGAAUUUGGCAGAAGCGUUGGGUCUGUGGAAAUGGGACACCAAGACAUUAGAGGGCUUGGACUUCACUAUCAAUCCAAUGUGUACACUUGAAUACAAUUUUAAGCGUACGACAAUCGUUUUGUUAAUAAAAUUGAACUCAUUAUUCCAGUGAUUUUGUUCGUGAUGCUAAUAAGAAGAAUGAUCGAAAUCAAUUUGACGUUCAAGUGCUAUCCUCGUAGUUUGCCAACGAAAAUAUUUCCCAAUAUCACGGCUUCGCAGAUAAGGAACGGAAUGAAAGAAUUAUUCAAGCAUCUGGCCAACGAAUCGUUUCACAUUUUCGGCCUAGAGGUACGAACUAAUCGGAUUAAUCGAUCGAUCCGUCUCCGAUCGACUGCUUUUGAUUUCGUUUUACUCAGAUCACCCUGACGUGGGUCAGCAUGGUCAUUGCUAUGACUUUGGACGCUCUUGCGGUGGUGUACGUACUUUUGCUCUCGUUGUUCGUCGUCGUCAGCAGACGAACAGUCUCAAAACUUUGGCCAUACUUCACGGCAUUCGUCUACAUGGUAGUGACGUUCAAGUACUUCAUGUACAUUAUGCAAUCGCUCUUGUACCACCACGACAUUUCUUGGGAAAAUGCAAGCUUCGUCGGAAGUGUUCUGUUGAAAUUGUAUGAAUACCAACGUAUUGCAUCGAUGAUACAGCUAAGCGUAAUCGAUUUCGUGGUGCUCUAUUUCGUUUCGCAACAGCUGAAAGUGUUCAGGCAUAAAAAUGUCGACCUGGACGAUCAAUUCGUUAGUUCUGAGACGUACGAUUCGAAAAACUCGGAUUUGCAGUCUAAAAUAACCCAUCAGCUGAUGGAACUUCAACAAAACGUGAUGUACCAUUAUGCGUGUUUCACUAUUUUCGUGGUGUUCCUAGACGGUAUUUGGCACUCAGACUUGCUGGCAAUCGGAUACUUGUACGCUGCGUUUGUGUUUUAUUGGAAGGGGCCACAAUUCUACUUAAUGCCCGUGCCGGAAAUAUUAAAAUUUUGGAGACAUUUGCUGUGUUACAACUUAUCGAUGAUACUGGUUAAAGUGACUGCGAAGUUUAUCGGAUGCCAAAUAAUUCAAUAUUUUGGAUGGAACCCUACGUUUAUUUAUGCCCUGAUUUCGUUGGGCUGCCAGAACAAAAUGGCUCCGUAUUCUUCAAAAGAAGCCAUUAUUACUUCUAUAAAUUACUUCCACGACGUCGAGCUAAAAUGGGAUGUAAUAAUUUUUGGAUUGUUGUUGUUACACAGAAACGUGAUAGGAAUUGAAAACUUGACUAUUUUAGUCGACGAAACAAAAGCGUCGGCCGUGAUAGCUUUACUAAUAGGUGACCUGGUAAAGGGGUGGGAAUCUGAGGCCAAAGACUACAAUCUCAUAAAAGCACAGAAGUCGUUGGAAUUGACUAAAAUCAAAUUAAACAAGAUCAGAGCUAUAAGAGACCAAUAUGAUGAUGCAUAUGAAUGGCCUGGACACAGUUUAGCGUGUCAAAAUGGACAGUAUAUGUUUGAAGAGAUAUCAGACGAUGUGCAUUUAGUCUAUCCCGACAAUGAUUAUCAAACGUUUUCGUACGAAAGUUAUUCUAGUAAAAUGCCAAAAAAUGUGGUUGGUAAAAAAAUAGUACUAGGUGUAAUGUAUGUAGUGAAAAAACUCAACAAUUAUUCGUUGGAAUAUCGGAUGACUAUGCAAGCGUUAGAAAGCGGAAAGAAGAAAUUAUUGAUACAAUUUAAUUCGAAAAUUGAUCAUUUUGGUCAACAUGCUGGACCAAUGAUGGAGUGGAUACCACUGAAAAGCGACGAUUUAGACCACACUUUAGUCAGAUCCGAGUUUAAAGACAACUGGCACGAGAAUAAGCACCUGCUGAUACAGCUGAUUAUAGCGUUGAGAGAUCUGAUAAACUCGCGAACGCACAUAAUUUGCUACUUGAUCGGGUUCGUUUACAUGGCGUUGAACAUCUACGACAUCAUCUCUGUGGUGUUUAUAGCGAUGAUGACGCUGUGGGGACAACUGUCCGUUCCCAGGGAAAGCACGAUCUUUUGGAUCAUGGCAAUCACGUACUUGCAGAUACAGAUACUGCUGAAACAUGUUUGCAGUUUUGAUUACAUGCCUUGGAUGAAUGAACAAGCUGCCGUGUACAGCAACAUGACGAGUACGGAAAACGUGCUGCUAUACCCAACGAUAAAAGUAGGACUUGCGACGAUAACAAAUCAAGUCACAAUAGAUGUCGCGGCACUAGCAGUCUUAUUAUACCAUAGAAGGAAAUUAAUAAAAACCGGGCUUUGGACUCACGUAGAUAAAAGUAUGAAGUGGUACAUAAAAAAACCAAUAGCACAUGAAUAUGAAGUGCUUAGAUCCAUCAGGAUAAUGUGUGUUAACAUCAAAACACAUUUAAUGCCAUGCUACUCUUUUUACGAUAAGCUUUGCAAUUACGAAACCGAAGGCAGUGUCGACGUUUAUCCGUACAUGUUCAUGUCGGUCAUGUUUCUGAUGAUCUAUAAUUUAAUAGUUUACCACGACGCCAUCAAAUCGAUCAAGAUGAAUAAGAUUUCUAAACAAAUCGUCUUACAAAUUUUUCUCCACAUGGGAAUGAUACUCCUGGACCGUUGGUUUUACGUCCAGCGCAACAAGGUUGGCAAACUAGUGUUCCACGUGCUCGUCGUCUCGUACUUCUUGUACAAAGUGCUGACUAUGUACACGUUAGCCGAAAAGGGCAAAUUCGCCGUGUGGGCGUUCAUAGAGUACGCGUACAUUAUGCUGUCAGCCUAUCAAAUCCGGUCCGGCUAUCCGUUUCGAUACAACGAGUCGUUCAUAUGGCACCGGCACAAAAUAUACAACUUAUACCUGUUUAAAAUAUACUAUUACUGUCCGUUCGUGUACGAGCUGCGGCUGGUGUUCGAUUGGAUCUGGACGAAUUCGACUCUAACCAUGACCGAGUGGUUCAAAAUGGAAGACAUAUACUCGCACGUUUGCAGCGUUAAGUGCACGAACGAUUUGCGGCAAGUAUUGGAUCAUAAGCGUAGCCAUAAGCUUCCGAUUUGGCUCAAGUUGAUUUUGGGAGGCGUUCUGGUGACGGUCAUACUAAUAGUGAUCAUAUUUCCCAUAACGUGGUUCUCUUUGCAAACAUUUGAAGCGGACAAGCCGACGGUUAUCAAAAUGGGUGUACAUUUCUACGACAACUGCAAGAUAUUCGAAGCGACUUCGAUCAGAAUACAAACGCUAAAUACAUUGGACUUGAACGCGUUGAAAUAUGUAUACCGCAGCUACAGUAAAGUAAUGGACUUUCUAGACAGGUAUACGGAUCACGAAGUGAGCUCUACGAUAAUAGGUUUGAGAUCUCCUACCACGUGGACAGUUACACCGCACACGUUUAACAAUUUAAUUCGACGGUUAAGCGAUCCAAAUAAGCAAAUGUAUUUGUACGUGGAUUGGUGGAUAACCCACGAAAACGGCAGCACGAUCAGCAGUGGCAACAGCCUUGCGCCGAUCGCUUGGAACGAGCGGUUGAUGUUGGUCGAAUGUAUGAACUCUUCGAUGAUAAACUAUGUUAAAACAAGCGAACCGGUAAAGAACGCCCUCGACGAAACUAGCAACACAACGUGUCAGGGAGUUAGAAUCCAAAACGCUCUACCUAAAUUCGUGGUCACGCACAUGAAGUCGAGCAAUGCCUCUAUAAAACCAAUGUUCAGCCUUCACGAUACUGAAAAGCCGUACAUGGACGCUUUUCUGACUUUCCAUCACGCCAAUGAUAAUCACAAGUACUGGUGGGACGUGAGCGAGAUAUGUCCCCAAGAAGAUGAAACAUCACACUAUCUAAGACAAAUACCGCAUUCGUCGUGCGGUAGACCGAAUUCUAAGUGUAGUAAUGCUGUCCAAAAUUUCAAUUGCACUUCCGAUUACAACAUUUUCAUAUUCAGCGACAGAUAUUCUGACGUUUUUGGCUACUUUGAAAACCAAGGAAUUUUCGGUCUAUACACGGUUGUCAUCGUCUAUUUCGGAUACAAAGUCAUGCACGACUUGUUCCGUUCGUAUAAAUUUAAAAUGAGUUACGCCGACUUGCCGUAUACGGAUAGAAUUUUGCAGCUCUGUCAGGAGAUCUACCUGGUAAGAGCGUUUGGCGAGUGGAAAAUGGAAGAAGACCUGUACGCGAUGCUGGUGUUUUUGUUUAGGUCUCCCGAAACUCUGAUCAGGAUGACAAGACCGCCCAAGCCGUCCGAUCCGUUGCAAAACAUAACGUGACGCGCGUUCCUCCAGUAAUAUUAGUAUAUUGUUUUCAAGUGUAUUCGUCUGGAACACAAUCUACACGUCACAUUUGCAUUGCCUACCGUAUUACGCGAAUUCUUUUUUCGCAAC